Molecule: messenger RNA, 3338 nt
Organism: Oxyura jamaicensis (ruddy duck)
Lineage: Eukaryota; Metazoa; Chordata; Aves; Anseriformes; Anatidae
Gene: FBXL3
Product: F-box and leucine rich repeat protein 3
Exons: 5
Coding region: 235-1536 (433 amino acids)
Biological process (GO): entrainment of circadian clock by photoperiod; regulation of cell cycle; SCF-dependent proteasomal ubiquitin-dependent protein catabolic process
Cellular component (GO): nucleus; SCF ubiquitin ligase complex; cytosol
Molecular function (GO): protein binding
Source: RefSeq, a predicted model, not a curated record
CCUCACAGCGCGCCUGCCGCCAUUUUGGCUGCGGUCGCGUCGCUUCCGCUGCCGCCCAGUAAACAGGGAAAGAGGGAGGGGAGCGGCGGGACGGGACGGACGGGCAGACACACGGACAAACCGAAGGACAGGCGGACGGCGACGGCUGCCGUGGAGGGGCUCAUGUGGCCGGAGCGGAGGCGUCAGCGCGGCCCGAGUCCCGGUUGAGGCGAGGCGCAGCGGGGAGCCGCCAGAAUGAAACGAGGGAGGAAAACUGAUGAGGCCAACAACAGUUCAUCUGAAGAGACGAGUGAGAAAGAAUCCAAGAGACACAAGAUCGUAGAUGAGAAGGCCAUAGUCGCGCAGAGUCCUGACUGGGGUAACCUGCUCCAAGACAUUAUCCUGCAGGUAUUUCAGUACCUGCCCCUUCUGGAUCGUGCUCAUGCAUCACAGGUCUGCCGAAGCUGGAACCAAGUGUUCCACAUGCCUGAUCUCUGGAGAUGUUUUGAGUUUGAACUGAAUCAACCAGCCACGUCUUACCUGAGGGCUACGCAUCCUGAAUUAAUCAAGCAAAUAAUAAAGAGGCAUUCCAAUCACUUGCAGUAUGUAAGCUUCAAGGUGGACAGUAGCAAGGAAUCUGCAGAAGCAGCUUGUGAUAUUUUAUCACAGCUUGUGAACUGCUCUUUGAAAACACUUGGACUAAUUUCAACAGCCCGGCCAAGCUUCAUGGAUUUACCAAAGUCUCACUUUAUUUCUGCACUGACCGUGGUGUUUGUAAACUCCAAAUCGCUCUCUUCGCUUAAGAUUGAUGACACACCAGUAGAUGAUCCAUCUCUCAAAGUGCUAGUGGCUAACAACAGCGACACGCUCAAACUGUUGAAAAUGAGCAGUUGUCCUCAUGUUUCUCCAGCUGGUAUCCUGUGUGUGGCUGACCAGUGUCAUGGCUUACGUGAACUGGCGCUCAACUACCACCUGCUGAGCGAUGAGCUGCUGCUCGCUUUGUCUUCUGAGAAACACGUCAGGUUGGAACACUUGCGCAUUGAUGUUGUCAGUGAAAACCCUGGGCAGACUCAGUUCCACACCAUUCAGAAGAGCAGCUGGGACGCUUUCAUCAAGCAUUCUCCUAAAGUAAACUUAGUAAUGUACUUUUUCUUGUACGAAGAAGAGUUUGACCCAUUCUUUCGCUACGAGAUACCCGUCACUCACCUUUACUUUGGAAGGUCAGUAAGCAAGGAUGUGCUUGGCCGUGUUGGGAUGACGUGCCCUCGGUUGGUGGAGCUGGUUGUGUGCGCCAAUGGAUUGCGGCCUCUGGAUGAGGAGCUGAUCCGUAUCGCUGAGCGGUGCAAGUACCUGUCGGCUGUCGGGCUAGGGGAGUGUGAAGUCUCUUGCAGUGCCUUCGUCGAGUUUGUGAAGAUGUGCGGCGGUCGUCUCUCUCAACUUUCAAUUAUGGAGGAAGUUUUGAUUCCUGACCAGAAAUACAGCUUAGAGCAGAUCCACUGGGAAGUUUCAAAGCAUCUCGGUAGAGUCUGGUUCCCGGACAUGAUGCCCACAUGGUAAAGUCCUUAAAAGACUUCAGGGCAGACGGAAUAGCACCUUAAACCCAAGCUCAUCACGUUGCAGUUAACUGUGCAAGCUUACUUAAUACUCUAGUUUAUUACUGUAAGCCACUGCAUUGUUUGAUGGAAAAUAACUUAUCAUUUAAAAAUUAUUUAUGAAAUCCAGAGUUAAAAAUGGAAAUCACAAAUCACUCAACCCCUUUUUCAUUCAAACAAAAUCUGCUUUCUGUUUUAGAUUUUUUUGAAUGACGGCUCAAAUUUUUAUGGAAAAAAUCAAGCAUUGAAAUGUACCUGCAUACUCUUAGUCUCAAUAUCCCAUCCUUUGAUUUUUAUAUGCUAAUAUUGAACGCAAUUGGAUUUGAUCUAAAAGCAACAUAAAUUGCAUGCUCUGUAGACUCUGGCAAUUCUAAAUCCAGUUACCUAGAUAACAGGAUUAAUAUUAUAAGGAAAAUUGAGGAGGAUCUGAAAUACACAUUCUUUUAUGUAAGAGUUGUAAAAAGCAAGAGCAAUACACAAUAUUCUGUUAGGUAAUUAAAAUACUAAAUUUGCUACCUUAACUCAGCAGACUAUUAGAUCCAUCUAAAACGUAUUUAGAGUGCAAACAGACAGUAGUGAAAGCUACUACAAGUGGUUUGCUUUUCCUUUUUUCUUCUAGACGUUUUAAUACAGUUUGCUUAUGGGGUCUCAGAUUCACGUCUAAACCUGUUUUAAGGUAUUUUAUGUCUAGCUCAGGAAGCGCAAGCAUUCUGGGGAAAAAUGUAGAUACAUUGUAUUUAAAAACAUUGGAGUUAAUGAGCUCUUCCUGCACAUUAACUGGUUUUGCAGCAUAUGGUUAGAUGGAGUGAUGUACAGUUUAUUAAAUAGACGCUGCAGUGUUUAGUGGGAUGACAUGGACGUCAAUAGUGUGAGAUGAGAAAGGUAAAACUUUGGUGACCAAGAACCUUUUAACUAAGUCCUAGAUACAUUGGUUGCUUUCAGUUGGAAGAAUAACGGUAUUGUAACUUGCUUAAGCUGUAUAAAUUAAUUGUACACUGUAAAUCUGUUUCAGAAAUGUUUAUGUAUAAAGUGAAUGUUUGAUAGAUGAUCAUUUUGUAUACCUUUUAAUUCAGCUAGUUCAAUCAUUUCAUAUUUAAAAACCUCAAAGCAGUAAACUUGUAUGAAGUAGAGCAAUAGGCAAAAAUUUGUUUUGCAUAUUUGGUAAAUGAAUCUUUUUUGUUUUGGAUAUUUGCUAAAUCUUUUUAAAAAAAGUUUUAGUCUUAAGUGGUGUAGGCAACAUGCAGCCUGUGGUCUGGGUGUGGCUUGUGACUUCAUUUCUUACUGCCAACAGUUACGUUAUUUUUUCCUCUACACUAUUGAUUGGUAACACUAAAGUAUUGAUGUGACUGAUGAAUGUGAUUUUGAAAGGUGUGAUGGGCCGUCAGCAAGGAAAGCCUCUCCGGCUGUACUGAACUUAGCUGGUGGCUUCUCCUUGCUGGAGCUGUACAGCUAAUUCUGGUAACGAGUAGAUUUCUAAUGUCUGAUUUCAGUAACGUUUAUCCAAAUGCAAAGUUCAACGGUAAUACACUUAUGAGCAUAUUUAAGUUCAUAACUAUAUUUUGAGCAAGCACUGCUCAGUGGACGGGAUGUCUUUAUAGGGGAGUUACAUUUCUGUAGAGCUGUGUGAUUUAAAAAUCGCAUUUUAUGAAAUACACAUUUUUGUAUUAGAAUUUGUUAAUGUAAUACUAUAAUUUGCUUUUAUUUGUAUAAAAGGUGUCAACAUAUAUAGCCCGUGACAUUAAAAGAAAAACAACACCAAAACAAAGC